GAUGUGUACGAGGAAACUCGGGUUUGAUGUCAGUCGGUUGACCUCGGCUCUCUUUAUAUAUCGCCGAGCGGUGUCGGCGGUGGGAUGCGAACUACAAGUAACACCACUUUCCAUUACCCAUUCAAUCCCUUUUCUUCUAUUAAAGUGGGAUGACUAUCGUUUCAGUGGGUGUGUGAUCAUGAGUGUUGCAUUGAAGUUUCAGGCCCUCGUCCGUCGGUCAGUGGUGAACAGUCCUAUUGUUGCUGCUGCGGCUGGUCUCCAGCGCACGGCACCAUGGCGACGAAGCUACUCGAGCGCUAUUGGCGAUACGCUACCUCUGACUGGAAUUAAAGUACUUGAUAUGACCAGAGUCCUUGCUGGUCCAUACUGCACGCAGAUCUUGGGAGACUUAGGAGCAGAAGUCAUCAAAGUAGAACACCCUGUGCGUGGUGACGAUACUCGAGCCUGGGGCCCGCCAUUUGCGAAAUACCAGGAUGAAUCGCGACAGGGCCCUGGCGAGAGCGCUUACUACCUAGCUGUGAACCGUAACAAGAAGUCGAUUGGCCUCUCGUUCGCUCACAAACCCGGCGUCGAGAUUCUGCACAAACUCGUCAAGGAAUGCGAUGUCCUCGUUGAAAACUACCUCCCCGGAGGCCUCAAAAAAUACAACAUGGAUUACGAAACCCUGCACGCCAUCAAUCCCAAGUUGAUCUACGCUAGUAUCACCGGGUACGGACAGACAGGACCAUACAGUAACCGAGCUGGAUACGAUGUGAUGGUCGAAGCGGAGAUGGGCCUGAUGCAUAUCACGGGGGCGCGGGAUGGCGCCCCAGUCAAAGUGGGUGUGGCGGUUACAGAUUUAACGACGGGGUUAUAUACUUCGAACGCGAUCAUGGCUGCGCUCAUUGCCCGUGGACGGACUGGAAAGGGGCAACAUAUCGACGCAUCCCUGAGCGAUUGCCAGGUUGCGACGCUGUCGAAUCUUGCCAGUUCCGCUCUUAUCAGUGGAAAGAAAGAUUCGGGACGAUGGGGUACCGCGCAUCCAUCCAUUGUACCCUACCGGAGCUACAAGACCCGUGAUGGAGACAUCCUUUUCGGAGGCGGCAAUGACAAAUUAUUCGGGGUGCUGUGCGAUCGAUUGGGAUACCCCGAGUGGAAGACAGAUGUCCGCUUUGUCACAAAUAGCGAUCGUGUAAAGCAUCGGGAGGAGGUCGACGGCCUAAUUGAGACCACGACGAAACAGAAGACAACCAAGGAAUGGCUUGAGAUUUUCGAGGGAAGUGGGAUGCCAUAUGCUGCUGUUAACGACAUCCAAGGAACACUAAAUCACUCUCACGUCCAAGCACGUGGAAUGGUCACCGAGGUUGACCACCCGGACUGUGGUCCCGUCAAGUUGGUGAAUACGCCCAUCAAGUAUUCGCAUGCUACACCAGGCAUCAGGACGGCACCUCCGACUUUAGGUCAACAUACGGAUGAAAUCCUUGGAGGAAUCGAAUAUGGUAAGGAAGAUAUAGCUCGUUUGAAGCAGGAGGGAGUCGUAUCGUAGAGCGGCUUGCCUAUCAUAACUGUUUAUAUUAACUGCAUGUACCCCAGGGGUACAGGGGUGGGGGAUCCCGGGGAUCUGUGAGCAUCUGUCAUAUAACCCCAGCAUCACAUAGCAAUGAACAUAACAUGAAUUGAGCAAUAAUAUCAUGACAAAAUGUUCC
Messenger RNA from Aspergillus ruber CBS 135680, 1685 nucleotides. RefSeq names its product CaiB/BaiF CoA transferase family protein. Bases 179 to 1525 code for a protein of 448 amino acids. Lineage: Eukaryota; Fungi; Ascomycota; Eurotiomycetes; Eurotiales; Aspergillaceae. Gene Ontology annotation, molecular function: catalytic activity. The record is from RefSeq and is a predicted model, not a curated record. The transcript has 6 exons.